AUGCUUUCGUGUUUUCUGGUGGAUUCGUUUAAUGAGAGUGAUAGACUCCGCUUACUUUCACUAGUAAAGAUCGAGUACGAUAGGCUGAUGUUUUGGAGAAAAAUCACGGAAGACCCUUGGGAGCCCAUACUCCUCAAUGUUCUAUGGUCGUCGUUUCCUGAACGUAGUCCGUCCAAAUUAAGGGCACAGUGGAAGCGCUUGAUAAGGUUCGAAAGUUCCUAUCUGAACACGCUGCAUACAUUGAAUGGUUAA
Acanthoscelides obtectus is the source of this 252-nucleotide messenger RNA. The record is from the annotation of a GenBank genome assembly. Lineage: Eukaryota; Metazoa; Arthropoda; Insecta; Coleoptera; Chrysomelidae.